CACAUCCAGGAGGGUACCUGAGCGACGACCAAAGGAGCGAGUUCCGCCACACCUGUCCGUGCACAACCGUCUGCCAAGGAUGAUAAAUCCACAUCAAAAACUACAGCAGGGAUCAUGGUGAUCAAAUGUUUCGUGGCCGCGUUGUUCUUCCUUUGCGGUCCAUCGGAAGCGGAGAGUAAAGAUAUUUCCGAUGGCUUUUCAUCCACACAUUCGAAAUACACCGUGGUGUACCCCAAUCUAUUACAUCGAUGGAAAAGGAGUGCUAACGGAUCAUUUGACUCGACAGAGAGCAACGAAAUGGAAACGAUUUCUUACGAACUUGAUAUCAACAACAGAAAAAACCUCCUUCUGCUGAAACAAAAUAGAGACUUUAUCUCCAAAAGAUUUGUGCAGUAUUCCCAUCACAGUGGUGGCUAUUCCAAGUCUACACGAACAAACCAUGUUCACUGCUACUACCACGGCCAUGUGGAUGGGUACGAGGACUCACUAGUCCUACUCAGCACCUGCUCCGGCCUAAGGGGUGUGAUCGUCCUGCUCAACGAGAGUUUUGGGUUAGAACCGGUUCCACACUCCACGUCCAACGAGCACCACCUCUACCCUCUGGAGGAUGUGGCGUCAAAGGGCGGGGUCUGCGGCGUAGCCAAUGAGACGCCGGCGCAGGGACGACCUUCGCCCUUUGACCCGGGCCACACGUUGACCUCACUCCUGCGGCGGAGGAGAAAUCUGCCCGACACCAGAUUUGUGGAGUUGGUGCUGGUGGUGGAUAAUCUCAGGUAUAGAAUAAAGCAGAGCAAUGAGACGGCGGUGAUUGAAGAGAUGGUGGAAAUGGCUAACCUGCUGGACGGGUAUUACAAGCAGUUGAACAUCCGAGUGGCGCUGGUGGGCCUGGAGAUCUUCAAAGAUGAGAACCCCUUUAACGUGGAGCUCUCAGCCCCAGAGGUGUUGACCGGCUUCGUCCAGUGGAGGAAGACUGAUUUGUUGCCAAGAAUCCAGCAUGAUGUGGCCCAACUCAUUGUGGGUCUACCGGGCGUGUACGAUGGGGGCGUCCUGGGCAUGGCCUUUGUGAGCACCGUCUGUUCGGCAGCAUCAGCUGGAGGGAUCAAUGUGUUCCAAAAGACCUCAACGCUGCCCUACAUCUCAACCGUGGUGGCGCAUGAGCUAGGUCACAACUUGGGCAUGAAGCACGACAACAACGGCUGCCCCUGCGUUGGAAGCUGCAUCAUGGCGGCGACAGCGGGAGGAUCCACCAACUUCAGCACCUGUAGUGCAGACGACUUUGAGGCGUUGGUUCGCAAUGGCGGCGGUCUGUGUCUGAAGAACCCGCCCACCCACUCGGUGGGGCUCUCUCAGUGUGGCAACGGCCUGCUGGAGGAUGAGGAGCAGUGUGACUGCGGGAGGCCAGAGGAGUGCAACAAUAGAUGCUGUGACGCGGCGACCUGCAGGUUCUCCGCUGGUUCCUCCUGUGCUGACGGGCUCUGCUGCAACAACUGCCAGGUCAGAGUGGCGGGGACGCUGUGUCGCGAUUCCGUCAACGCCUGCGACCUUCCAGAGUACUGCCGCGGAAACAGCGGCUUCUGCCCCGAAGACUUCUACGUCAUGGACGGCCUGAGCUGUGAGGACGCCUCCGCCUACUGCUACGAAGGGCGGUGCCAGACCUACGACUCCCAGUGCCGGAUUCUCUUUGAGCCAGAGGCACGAAAGGCGGCCGAUGAAUGUUACUCUCAUGCAAAUGUGAGGGGAGAUAAGUUUGGAAACUGUGGAUAUGCUCGAGGCCAAGCCAUCAAAUGCAGCACAGACAACGUCAUGUGCGGGAAAGUGCAGUGUACCAACGUGGACGCCAACAAGCCGCCACUCGGCGGCAUCCUGUCCAACAUGAUGGUGGGCGAGUUCAAAUGCGUGAACGCCGACUUCAACCUGGGGCCGGACGUGGUGGACCCCGCCUACGUUAACCCUGGUAGCCCCUGUUCUCCAGGAAAGGCCUGUAUGGACUUCAAGUGUGUGAAUGCUACUGCUCUGCUGCCGAACCUGAAUUGUGACGCCCAGACCACCUGUAACGGCAACGGGGUUUGUGACAACCUGGGAGACUGCCACUGUGAUAAGGGGUGGGCCCACCCCAGCUGUGAUAGGUCAGGGAGUGGGGGGAGUGUCAACAGUGGGCCUGCUGCGAUAGACUACUCCCUCAGGGACGGGCUCCUCAUCUUCUUCCUGCUGGUCGUACCGGUGCUGAUCCUCAUCACACUGCUUCUGCUCUACAACUUCCGGCGGGGUUCACUGACCGCCUGCAUGAAGGCGACGAAACCCGGCAGCAAUAACAACAACAGGCCACCAAAUGCUCGUGGAAACGUGCAAACCCCAGUAGACAUGGUAACGAAAAAAGGACUUCUUCAUCCAUAA
Molecule: messenger RNA, 2394 nt
Organism: Gadus macrocephalus (Pacific cod)
Lineage: Eukaryota; Metazoa; Chordata; Actinopteri; Gadiformes; Gadidae
Gene: adam9b
Exons: 20
Coding region: 115-2394 (759 amino acids)
Biological process (GO): proteolysis
Cellular component (GO): plasma membrane
Molecular function (GO): metalloendopeptidase activity
Source: RefSeq, a predicted model, not a curated record